AGCUCAUUAAUGACGUCACGUUGGGGGUGGAGCUUAUGGUGAGUUAAAGGGAGCCGUCCUUAGUCAUUCACACAGAGCAGGAAAAGGAUUCCGGACAACAGCAGGAUAAACAAGGAAGUGUUUAAGAAGAAAGCAAAGACAAGAUGACGAUCGGCAGAAACUCGAGGAAAACCUCAACCCGAAGCUCCAUCCGGGCCCCCAAAUUCCUUGAUAAAUCCAGCGGCUUCUACGGCCGCCUUGAUGAACCCGAGCCCGCCACAGACGACGGGUGUGAAAUAAGCGGAGGUAACGUUGAGGCUGAGGUUAAAGAUGGCAGUUCCUCCUCCACGAUGGUACCCAACACGUUGGCAGACGAAGACGUGGACGGGUUUGGGGUGAUUGAGGACGACGGAGAGACUCUCCUGCAAAGAAAGCCAAGUCGCCUCAGCAGCCGGUGGAGGAGAAGCACCAGCAGGAAGCAGAAGGACGAGAAGGUUGAAGAGGACCAAACCCAAAACGAGAAGUCCAGCCCGGAAGUUCAGGAAGACAAGAUGAAGGUAAAGACGGAGGAAGAAAUGGUGAAGGAAACUGGCCUUGUUCACUUCCAAGUUCGGGAGUUUGCGGAUGACCGGGUUCUGAUCCGAGACAACAAGAGAGGGAGAGAAGAAGAGGAGGAAGAGUCAGAGGAAGAGAGGAAGAUGAAGAAGGAGCAAGAGGAAGGGAUGAAAAUGGUGAAGAGGAAGAAUUAUCGCAAGGCGUUUGACCGGGCGCUUCGUCGCGGCUGGGAGGCCUUCAUCACCAACCUCUACAGCGUCACGCUCACUCCUGUGAACGCCUCCUCGCCAACAUCGACCUCGCCUUCGCUGAAGAAGAAGAACUUGCACUCGUCUGUGCUGGCUGAGUUUCAGUAGAGCUGCAGCAGAAAAACUUGGACUUUUUAAAAUCCAACAUAACGAAAUCAGGACAGGAGCUUCAAUCCUGACAUUUACAGGACCUUAGAUUAGGUUACAUAAGCAAUAAUUACUGAUGUUUGUUACUGAGUCGUAAUUGCUCAGUGCAGCCUUAUCGCUUUGUUUCAGUUUUCAGACUGCAGGUAUUUAUUUUACCACCUAGAGGAGCAAAGCUGUGGAUUUUGCAUUGAAGUCUAACAUUUGUGACUGAGCUGCUCCUUUUAUUUUCUACUUCAUUCUAAAGAGUGAAAAAAUCUUUUUUUUUUUUUGUUAUAUAUUCAACUCGCCGUCAGGAGCGUGAAGUGAUGAUAUUUUGUUUCCUUUGGGUUGGCAUGAUGAAACCGCUCACGUGUUGAUGUGUAACUGCUAAAGGAACCGAAGAUUUCAUAAGCAGCGAUGACUGAUCGGUGGAGUUUUUGUUUUGGAGACAUCAGCAUUUUUAUUUAUGUCUGAUCAGGGAUCAGCUGAUGUUAAGGAGUCUGGAUACACACCCAAACCCACACAACCACUUUACACAUGUUUCUGACUCAUAUCCACACUCAAUGCGUCUGAUUAACAGUAUUUAUAGAAAAAUAUUUAAACACCUACAUGCCAACACAGAAAAACAUCAACUACGACUUUUUAUUCCUGUUAUUUUGUUCUGAUGAAGGUUGUAGAAACCUGAAGGAACAAACUACAACUUAGUGUAAAAGACAACAAUUUGAGCAGCUGUGUAUUUCUUGAUGUAUUUUUGCACAGGGAAAUGGCAAUGUUUAUCCUAUGUAUUUAUUUCCUUAUGAAAUUAUUUAAAACAUUAUUAUACAACACAUUUAUAUCUACAGGAGUUGUGUGUAAAUUAUACAAAAUGCUUUGUAAAUAAUUAUUUUAAAUAUGUUUUAAUAUUUAAGAUUUCUUUUAUUUUGGGGACUAAUACAACCUUGGUGUCCUUCACUGUGUGUUUAAGAGCUGUUGACUAUUGAUUUUUGUAUAAAUAAACUGUAUUUGCAAUAAUUUUUAAAGAAUUUUU
Molecule: messenger RNA, 1935 nt
Organism: Xiphophorus couchianus (Monterrey platyfish)
Lineage: Eukaryota; Metazoa; Chordata; Actinopteri; Cyprinodontiformes; Poeciliidae
Exons: 3
Coding region: 144-890 (248 amino acids)
Source: RefSeq, a predicted model, not a curated record